Molecule: messenger RNA, 1354 nt
Organism: Telopea speciosissima
Lineage: Eukaryota; Viridiplantae; Streptophyta; Magnoliopsida; Proteales; Proteaceae
Exons: 3
Coding region: 5-1171 (388 amino acids)
Cellular component (GO): plasma membrane
Source: RefSeq, a predicted model, not a curated record
GAAGAUGAGUGAAAGCUGGAGUAGUUGCAAAUGGGUUGCAGUACUGUCGAUGAUGUUCUUUGUUUGUUUCUCUGCUGGAGAAGACGGUUUACUAGCAAAUGGUGAUUUUGAAACGGCUCCGGUGAGCGGAUUCUCAAAUGAGGGCCUGGCAGAUGGUCCAAUCUCUAUCCCUGAUUGGAAAUUGAAUGGAACAGUAGAACUAGUAGAAUCAGGGCAAAAGCAAGGGGGUAUGAUCCUUAUAGUACCUCAAGGUAUGCAUGCAGUGAGGCUUGGCAAUGAUGCAGAGAUAAGGCAGGAUAUCAAGGUUGAGAAGGGGUCAUUGUACUCGAUCACAUUCAGUGCUGCAAGGACAUGUGCUCAGUUGGAGUCUCUCAAUAUAUCUGUACCCCCAGCAUCUCAGACCAUUGAUCUGCAGACCCUUUACAAUGUGCAGGGCUGGGAUUCAUAUGCAUGGGCCUUCCAGGCUGAGUCAGAUGCUGGAGAGGUAGUGUUCCGGAAUACUGGCAUGGAAGAUGACCCUACAUGUGGGCCCAUCAUCGAUAACAUUGCCAUCAAGAAGCUUUUUACACCUGAUAAACCAAAAGACAAUGCUGUCCUUAAUGGUGACUUUGAAGAAGGUCCAUGGAUGUUCAGAAAUGCUUCACUAGGGGUUCUAUUGCCUACAAACCUUGAUGAAGAGACAUCAUCAUUGCCGGGCUGGAUUGUCGAAUCAAACAGAGCUGUUAGGUACAUUGAUUCGUAUCAUUACAGUGUUCCUCAAGGUAAACGAGCCAUUGAAUUGCUAUCAGGAAAGGAGGGUAUCAUUUCUCAGAUGGUGGAAACAAAAUCCCAGCAACAAUAUAGCUUGAUCUUCAACUUGGGACAUGCUGAUGAUAAAUGCCAACAGCCCUUAGCCAUCAUGGCCUUUGCAGGGGAUCAAGCGCAGAACAUCCAUUACUUGCCCAAUUCCAAUUCAACCUUUGAAACUACAAAUCUUACUUUCACAGCCAAGGCAGAGAGAACGCGAAUUGCAUUCUAUAGCAUCUAUUACAAUACAAGGUCCGAUGAUCACAGCUCCUUAUGUGGACCAGUGGUGGAUGAUGUGAGGGUGUUGGCAUCCUCUGCUUACAGAAGAAACAUGUGUGGAGGUCUGGGCUUAGGGUUUCUAUUGUUAGUUUUGGUAUUGGUUUAGGAUUGCCGGCUAUCUUGAGUUAAUAUUUCAUGAAUGCUUUGGUAAUUUGGUAUGGGAGAUUCGGUUAACCAUAUUCCCAUGUCUUAAGUUGUAUUUGAGCUUCCCCUUUGUGAAUGUAACAACCUUCUCUACAUAACUGUAGUUCUUGAUGAGGUGAAUGAAUGGAGCAAGACUUUUAGGCUA